AUGUCUACUAGUGGAUAUAAACCUGGCAAGCGACACGCAGUGGUUCCUCUUCCCUCUGUCCCCAAAGAGACUAUAGAGUUCUGUGGAUGUAAAAUUCCGAAAGAAUAUGAUGGGAAAUUAGAGCGGACAAAAAAUUCCCUUAUUAUCAAAAAAGGUUUUGUUCCCGGGAUGUUGAGCGAUGCUGAGAUGUUUUGUAAUACUGAGUUAUUUCAUUUGUUAAUGGAUGAAUUGCUCAACGAACAAGAAGGUACACCAUUCUCUUCAUGCGUCAAACAAACCGCAAAUGUGGCAACACUUCCCGGUGUUGUCAAAUCUCUUGCUAUGCCUGACGCACAUAGUGGGUAUGGGUUUUCGAUAGGAGGUGUAGCAGCAAUGCGUACCGAUAAAGGUGGUUGUAUUUGUCCCGGUGGAAUUGGUUUUGAUAUCAAUUGUGGUGUUCGUCUUCUUCGGACCAACCUCAAAGAGUCUGACAUACUUCCUCACAAAAUUGAAUUGGCAGAUUCUCUUCAAAAGAACAUCCCAUCUGGUGUUGGUACGACAUCUUCUCUUCGUCUUUCGGUGAAGGAGCUUCGUGAAGUAAUGAAUGAUGGGAUGGAGUGGCUUGCAACGCAUAACUACGCUCGCCCCGACGAUUUCCUUUAUUGUGAAGAAAAUGGUAAAAUUCCUGAUGCAAACCCACUUUUAAUAAGUCAGAAAGCAAUGUCACGAGGACAAAACCAAUUAGGUACACUUGGGUCAGGAAAUCAUUAUUUAGAAGUCCAGAAAGUUGAUCAUAUCUACGAUAAAGAAGCGGCUCAAGCACUUGGGAUCACUGAGAUUGGUCAAAUAUGUGUGAUGGUCCAUUGUGGGAGUCGAGGGUUAGGCCAUCAAGUUUGCCAAGAUUUUGUUGAUACCUUUCUUUCCAAGAACACCGCAAACCCCGUUGACAAGCAACUCACUGGGGUUCCUUUCAACAGUGAAGAUGGAAAAAAAUAUUUCAGUGCAAUGAAUGCUGCUGCCAAUUUUGCAUUUGCGAAUCGUGGGUUUAUUACAUAUCAUAUUCGACAGACGUUCUCUGAAGUUUUUAAGAAGUCGCCUGAAGAAUUGGAUUUAGGAAUAGUAUACGACGUCUGCCAUAACAUCGCGAAGUUAGAAAAGCAUGUAGUGAAUGGAGAGGAGGUCGAGUGUGUUGUCCACAGGAAAGGGGCGACCCGUGCAUUUCCUCCGCAUCGUCCUGAGUUGCCUGAGAAGUACAAAGAGAUUGGGCAACCAGCGAUAAUAGGUGGGAGUAUGGGAACGUCGUCAUAUGUACUUGUAGGGACGCAGAGUGGAAUGGAGAAGUCUUUUGGGAGUACAUGUCAUGGUGCUGGUCGGAAACUGAGUCGUGUAGGAGCAAUGAAAAGUGUUUCUUCUGAUAAUGUUGUGCAAGAGAUGGAGAAGAAGGGGAUAGUUUUGCGUAUAACGGACCCCAAGUUAGCGGCCGAAGAGUGUGAUGAAGCCUAUAAAGAUGUUACACAAGUUGUUGAAACGUGUCAAGAAGCUGGGAUUUCCAAAAUAGUAUUACGGCUCAAGCCCAUUGUAGUUGUAAAAGGCUGA
Entamoeba invadens IP1 is the source of this 1575-nucleotide messenger RNA. RefSeq lists its product as hypothetical. Gene Ontology annotation, biological process: tRNA splicing, via endonucleolytic cleavage and ligation. Gene Ontology annotation, molecular function: RNA ligase (ATP) activity. Gene Ontology annotation, cellular component: tRNA-splicing ligase complex; nucleus. The transcript has a single exon. The record is from RefSeq and is a predicted model, not a curated record. The coding region runs from base 1 to 1575 and encodes 524 amino acids. Lineage: Eukaryota; Evosea; Mastigamoebida; Endamoebidae.